GAUUUUUUAUUUAUUUUUAUUCAGUGAAAAUAGUAAUUCUUACAAGAAAAUCAUUAUUUAGUAAAGUAAAAGCUAAAGUGAUCGAGGUCCAAUAAGUGAGAUGAGUUUGCAAAUGGAGAGUCCAUUGACGGACAGCAAAAUGGAUAUAUCAGAUGCUACAACAUCGCAAGGCUCAGCAGGUGUAUCGCCACUUGGGGAAGAUGACGAUCCGGAUGCUACUCAAUCGCCAACACACAGCAAUCAUAACAUACACCAAGUACUCAUAAAAGAUACAACUAUUGUAUCGAAUAGCACAAUGAAGGAGUUAGAUGUUGAAGUUACAUCGAAUCUGGAUAACAGAUUAGUACGGCCAGACGCGCUGUCGCUAGAGCUAAUACCGCAACGGCAAAGUAUUGCACGCACUAUUACUGAGAGCCACCCAUUGAUGUCGCCCACGGGUUCUGAAAAUGAACACAGCUCAGCGAAUUCCGUAACGAUGCAUAAUGAUUUGAAACGCAACAAUUUUCCCGAUGUGGUACCGCAAUACGAACAUGUGCAGACGCCGCUACAGACCAAUACCGUAAUUGAACGGAAUGCAUUAAAUAAUAUACGCGGCGGUAUCACUAACGCACCAGCUCCUGCGCACAAUAAGCUAGCUUAUUUACGCGCGCAUAGUCCUGAUCUUUUGAGCAGUGAAUCCGAAGCAGACGUAUCACAGUAUCACGCUACAGUUGAGGCCAACUUUCAAACGGUGGCACUCUUACCUACAGUAGGUAAUGAGCCACACAAAAAUACGCGUCGUAUUAGAAAAUCUAAUACAAACGGUGGUAAUGGCGGUGAUGACAUCUCAUCAUUGGAUUCAAUUUCAAAUCACAGUUUUGACGAUGAUGAAGAUAUCGAACAUAAUUUGGCUUCACUUAGCCCAUCAAGUUCACUGAUUGACGGUUUGGAUGAUGAUGAUAGUGAUGAUGGCGGUGUUGCAGGCUGUAUAGACGAUGAGGAUGAUUAUCCUGAAGCAGUUACUCCUACACCACAUUUACAAUCAAUGGCUUUAACGAGCAAUACAGAAGGUGCAACCGAUCAAUUGCCGCAAUAUUCUGCAGCCGAAGAAAGACGUGACUCCAGAAAUUGGCAAAAGAUCACUCUACCCGAUGGUCGUACCAGAGAAAUCGAUAUGCGCGUGAUCGAGCCUUAUAAACGUGUGCUCUCACAUGGUGGUUACCUGCAGGCUGGUGGACAUAAUGCGAUUGUCAUAUUUUGUGCCUGCCAUCUGCCGGAUCGUUCGCGUGCUGAUUACAACUACGUAAUGGAUAAUCUCUUUCUGUAUGUGAUUAAAACAUUGGAACAAUUGGUGACAGAAGACUAUGUGCUCAUCUAUUUGCAUGGUGGCACUAGUCGACGUAAUGUGCCGCCAUUUCCAUGGUUAAAAAAAUGCUAUCAGCUUUUAGAUCGCCGUUUAAGAAAAAGUCUGAAAAACAUGUAUUUAGUGCAUCCAACAUUCUGGAUCAAAUCCAUUGUAUGGAUGACUCGUCCCUUUGUUAGCGCGAAAUUCUGGCGCAAAUUGGUUUAUGUGAAAUCGCUGGAUGAACUUGCCAAGCAUGUGAUUGUGGAGAAAGCUGCCAUACCGGAGAAGGUCAAACAGUAUGAUGCGCGACAUAAUUAAAAUAAAGUGCUUACACUUGGCUUGGCUCUGCAUCACAAUUAGUGCAAUAGGCAAACAAAUACAACAACAAUAACAACAAAAAAGCAAGAACACAGCGAAGUUUCUACGCACCUUCUUCCCUUCCCUUAGUUAAUGCAUUCCUUAAACAUUUCCUUUUUAAAUAUUUUUAAAUUAUGUGCUAUUUAUCUGUAUCUGGUAUACAGAUUUUAUAAAUUUUAUUCAUGCUAUACUCGCGCUAUGUCUAAUACUAAAAAAAUAUUUUUCACAACAUACUCGCAUUCAAACAUACACACACGUCA
This is a messenger RNA of Zeugodacus cucurbitae (melon fly), 1941 nucleotides long. RefSeq lists its product as uncharacterized. Lineage: Eukaryota; Metazoa; Arthropoda; Insecta; Diptera; Tephritidae. The coding region runs from base 101 to 1642 and encodes 513 amino acids. Gene Ontology annotation, cellular component: cytoplasm. The transcript is spliced from 4 exons. The record is from RefSeq and is a predicted model, not a curated record.